Xiphophorus couchianus (Monterrey platyfish) is the source of this 3046-nucleotide messenger RNA. RefSeq names its product rho GTPase-activating protein 19-like. Lineage: Eukaryota; Metazoa; Chordata; Actinopteri; Cyprinodontiformes; Poeciliidae. The coding region runs from base 47 to 1414 and encodes 455 amino acids. Gene Ontology annotation, cellular component: cytoplasm. The transcript has 11 exons. The record is from RefSeq and is a predicted model, not a curated record. Gene Ontology annotation, biological process: regulation of small GTPase mediated signal transduction; signal transduction. Gene Ontology annotation, molecular function: GTPase activator activity.
GUCGUGGGCGUGACCAUCAUGAAGCCGCGGAAGAUUCAAAACGAAGAUGGCGACUAAAAAUAAUUCUCAAAACACUGUGAAGCUUGAUAGAAGGGAGACAAAUUGCAGCGUGUUCCUCUGUCACGAAAAACCAGACGCGAACCAGCCUGUGAUCUUUAACCCGGACUUCUUUGUGGAGAGGUUCAGGCAUGAGCAUCCGCAGAUUUUCGCGGAUUUGGUGCUUAGUAAUAUUACUCGGCUCAUAGAUCUGCCAGGGGACGAGUUCGCCCAGCUGACUGGAGAGUUGGUGCCGAAGGUGCCGACGUCCACCGGGUUUCUGCGCUCCUUCAACUUUCGCAAACGGAAAGAAAAAGGAGUGAUAUUUGGAGCACCCUUAACUGAAGAAGGAAUAGCUCAGAUCUGUCAGCUCAUUGAAUACCUGAGUAAAAACCUUCAUGUGGAGGGUUUGUUUCGGGUGCCAGGCCACAGCCUGAGGCAGGCGGCCCUAAGGGAAAUGCUGAACAACGGCACUGAGAUAGAUCUGGAGACAGGUGACUUCCAUCCCAAUGAUGCCGCCACUUUGCUCAAGGUGUUCCUGGGAGAGCUGCCAGAGCCUCUGCUAAUGCAUAGACAUUACCAUGCUCACCUGAAGAUUGGAGAGUUGACUUGCUUUGAUGAAAAGGGAAAUAAGACUAAUGUCCCCGAUAAGGCCCGCCAGAUUGAGGCGUUUCAGCUGCUUUUUAUGUUGCUCCCACCGACCAACCGGAGCUUGUUGAAGCUGCUGCUGGACUUAUUGUACCACACGGCCCGCAGCCAGAACAUGAACAAGAUGUCUGCUAUUAAUUUAGCGACAAUGUUUGCUCCACAUAUCAUCUGGCCCAAAAAUGUGACAGCUAGUGAUCUCCAGGGAAACAUAGAGAAACUGAAUAAUGGGGUGGCGUUUCUCAUUCGACACUCACAAAAAAUGUUCAAGGCACCUGUCUAUAUCAAAGAAUAUGCUCGAUUAUUCUACACUGGAUCCAAAACGCUUCAGUCAAAUGAUGACCUGAAUCUUUCUUCAGGAAACAAAACUGGCUCUAUUGCUGCGAUUGCAGCUCCAUCACCUUCUCCCUCUAUGAGGUCAAUCGCAGGUGAGACCAGCAGCACCAGCAACAUCAAGCCUUCUGAGAAUCAGAGCUAUACUGAGUCAUGUCUCAGAGAACUCUACAAGCAAGUCAACAGCAUGCCAGAGUCUGCCAAGAAGAAAAAACUCAUCAGACGGUUUGAAAAGCAGCCUGACUCGAAUUCCUCUGCAGAGACACGAACUCCGUUCAUCAGGAGACACUGGCGUUCUCGUUCUGUAGGUGGAAUUAUCAAGCAGAGGAAGGCACUGGGAGGCCAGGCUUCUACAGAGAGAGAAAACGGCACACUGCAGAGCAUUCCUCCCAGAUCCUGAUGAUGGGUAGAUUAUGACAAAACACCCACAGGGAGAAAGAAGAAUUGCUAUUAAAGGAUUGUGCUCCCCAAGACCUUGGGUACGUUAGACGUUUUAUGUGCUGUUAUAGUUACUAUCCUCUCUUUUUGUUUUUUGUUUUUUUCCUUUAGUGUGGAUACCCCCCCCCCACUCUUUGAGGUUUUAUAAAACCCCAAAGAAUAUCUUUGCAGCUUGCUAAUUUAACACAACAGUUACAAAACAGUGAGGAUGCUGAUGUUGUGUGUUUUUAAGCUGCCAAGAAUUUUGUGAUAUUUUAUUGAAUUUCAGUUCAUAGAUUAUCAUAUUUUGCUGUUGUUUACAUGGCAAAACCUUCACUGUUCUUCCUCAAAUGUCUUAAGAAACUGUGAUGUGCUGAUUUUCUGUUUGUAAUGUAGAUGUUGUUGGACCAAAGUUCCCAAUUCAAAGAUGUGCCUUAAACUGUCUGUCUUAAGUUAUUGUAAAGAUGAGCUCCUAUGCAACAGGGUUUCUUUUUACAGUAAAUAUGUAAAAAUUUUAGGAGGAUUGAUUUACAUUUGUUUAAGAUAAAGACUUCCAUAUUUAGAAAGUGAAUACUUGUGAAGGGAAGAUUAAAGGAAAGGUGACAGAAUAUUUUUUAUUCCUUUAACAAAGUCGUGUGAACACUUUUUUUGUUUUUGUGAUGCUACUGAUAUUUUAAACUGGCAUUUCUUUUUAGUUCCUACUUUUAAGAAUUUCCUGAGGCUAUUUUGUAUCUCUAUGCAUUAACUACAGUUUGGGAUCUUAAAGCGGUGUAUUUACUGUUUUGGCAAGAGGUUUUUAUGUAUGCUUUUAUCUUUAUUAAUUUAAUGGACUUGAAGCAAAAUCAAUUGUUUUCUUUUCUUCUGAACACUGUCAUACUUUUGUAAAUUCAGGUGUUUACUGAAAGAGUUUGAGCUGUUAUCACUUUUGAACUGAGUAAUACUCGCUAUAGUAAGCUGUUACCCUUUAAUUAUAAUGCGAUUACUGCUGCUUGGCCACACGGUGCUUCUGUAGAGCUACGCAACUUACUGUAAUACAGAUGUUUUUCUGAAUCUCCUUUUUAUUUAAAUACAUUUUGUAAGCAUUUUGUUUUUUACUUUUACAUGUUUUUGAGUGUGCUGUGUGAAGUCAAGUCCUGCACUUUUUCUUGCAACCACAAGGGGGUGCUGUUUAGUUACAAAUGGUUAUGAGGUAGGAACCUUUCUACACAAUAUGUUGCUUUUGGAGAUGAUCGCUCAGCCUUCCUGCUUAUUGUUAUCCAUGCAUGACUCGGUAUGUUGUUGCAAGCAGUAAGAUGUUUGUUAAUGUUAACUGUUUACAAAUGAAUUAUUAAUUUGAUGUCUAUUGUGGCAAAAUUACCAAGGAUAACAAAACACAAAAAAAACUGACUUAUUCCUUAUUGAAAGCAUUAAUAGAUUUUGUGGGCAGUGAGACCAACUUUCACCAAAUGUUAAAGUUUGUCCUUUUCUCAAGUUCUUCACAUAAGCGGCAGCCAGCUUCAGUAAAGCAAAGCAAGCUUUUACAGCUGGAGCGUCAUAUUUCUUUUGUCAAAUCGAAAACAGAUUGAUGUCUGUGACCUGAGUUCUCCAUGCUCUAAUAAACUCCACUUAAAAUGCG